UAAACCAAACGUACACGCCAAGCAAGACGACGCUACUUUCCUUUUUAAUAACUAUUAAAUAACGAGUAAAUACUUAAAAAUCUUUAUUAAUCAUAUUAUAAAAUCUAAUAUCCGAAAUGCCAAAAGCUGUUCGCGAAUUGCUUCAAAAUGGGCAUUCUUACGACGAGCCAGAUAGGAUGCCGAAAAACAUAUCUAUCACCAAUUUAGACUUAAUCAUGUACGUUGUAGCAAUUAUUGGCCACUUUGUGGACCUAGCUGUGGACCUGAAUAUAGCCGUGAGGUACUAUUUGGCUCAGGAAAUGGAAGCUUUCGGUUGGACACUUGCCUUCAUACUGUUUCCCGCGUUUGUGAACACCGCUGUGUCUAUAAGAAUGUAUGCACAGGACAAACAGCAAGAUUCGGUUACCAACGAGGUGACCCGACGUCACUGGCUCCGUAUCUUCAUACUGGUGCUGCAAAUGGCUCCGAUACUGAGGUUUACCGAUGCUCUCAUAUACGCCAUCAAGUCUCGUCGCGCCGAACGCAAGAAAGACCCGGCAUCGCAAAGACUGUACUACAGUCUGAUGCUGAAAGAAGAUUCUGACGCCGCGCUGCUGAGGAUCUUCGAGUGCUUCCUGGAGGCGGCUCCUCAGCUCGUCCUGCAGACCGCCAUCAUGUUUAGAGGGCACGAGCAGUUCACUUUGCAUCAGUCCCUAUCGAUGACGUCGUCUCUGAUCGGCAUGGGGUGGUGCCUGGCCGCGUACCAGCGCGCCGUCAGAUUCGCGCAGGAGGACAAACUCAACGUGACCUGGCUCGGCUCCGCCGUGCAAACCGUGUGGCAUUAUUUACUGACACUCAGCCGAGUGAUGUCGAUUUCAGUGAUAGCUUAUCUAUUUCCAUAUUGGACAAUACUGGCAUGCUCAAUACACAUACUACUAAUGACGUCAUGGAUCCAAAUAUUCGAACGGCCAGUGUUCUGCGCCCAGACAAGGAUAGCGGAGAUCUCCUUCUCAUUCGCACUCGGAUCCGUGUACCUCUUCACGUAUAUAUUGUCUGUGGAAGGUAGAACCAGGUAUAGAUACGCUAUAUAUUAUACUCUAUGCUUCUUGGAGAAUAUAACGUGCGGUGCGCUAUGGUUUUUUUAUAUGAAAGACGAUGUUAAAUAUUCUAAUGUUUUUCAUGUAGUUUUAGUAUUUAUUGUCGUGCCUUAUGUUUGCGGGGUGUUAAUUAUGAUUGGGUAUUAUUCGUUUCUGCAUCCGACCUUGAGGAAAGGGAAUAAUGACGUCACUGUGUCUCAUAAGGUCGAUGACCAGACUUUUGAGGUUAGCUGAUUUGGUGUAAGACUCGUGGCGCCCUCUGGAGGAUGAUUUAGAGUUAGAAAUUGUAUGUGAACAAAAUUAUUGUAAAACAUAUCUACCUACUUACAACAAACAUUGAAAUGUUAAAAAAAAUAUACAUACAAAACAUCAAAACUAUUUUGAACUUGACAAGUUGACAACUUGACAAGAGUUUUAACUGAAAUACUGUCUUGUGAUUUUAGGAGUUCGUUCUUUAUAAUAUAUAGGUACAUACUUACCAUCACGCCUGUUUCACAUUGGGGUAGGCAGAGACUAUGUAAAUCCACCUGCUACGAUUCUUACAGACCUCUACCGCUUCCUCCAAACACAUUACUCUUUUCAUGCAUAUUCGACGAUUACGGGUACUCCUAACAUCUUUACAAUACGGAUAAAAAUAUAUCCAAAUCUAUUUAUUUUGUGAUUACUAUUUAACAAAGUGUUUAUGCAAAUAAAAUUUCGCACUUUUUACUGGUAAAACAUUUUAUUGUGUAUUUUAAUGUACAAAAGCAAUAACUUCACAAUAUUUCAAGUUCUGCACAAUUUCAAUGUAAACUCAACCUGUAGAAGGUAGGUAAUAAAUAAGACUGCAUUUUGAUACUUAAUUUAUGUUAACUUUAACUUUACUCAUAAUUAUAAUUAUACUUUUAAUUAGCUAUAAGAAAAAUAAUUCCAAGUUCAUGUCUCAAGGCCGUUACAACUUUAAAAAACAGACAUAAAUAUAGCUAGACACCGCAUUUCCAAAACUGUUUCAUUUAUUUAUUAAAAAAUUUUUUGAGCUUUAACAAUUGGCGAACUUAAUGCUUAUAGCAUUCUCUUCCAGUCAACCUUUAAAUAGCAAACAAAUGAAUAGUCAGAUGUCAAUCUAUACUAAUAUUAUAAAGCUGAACACACACAAACAGUUUGUUUGAACGAGCUAAUUUUAGGAACUACUGGUUCGAAUUGAAAAAUUAUUUUUGUGUUGAAUAGACCAUUUAUCGAUAAAGGCUUUAGGCUAUAUAACAUCACGCUGCAACUAUAUGGAGUAUUGAAAGAAAUGAUUUAUUGGAUUAAAUUAUAAUCAGAAUUCACAGAAUUACCUACAUCCUGAUUAGAUUUCUGAAUAACUUUAAAUUUUUUAUUGUUCUCGUACGUAGAUCUUUGUAGGUUCCUAUAAAAUUAACUAAAAAUAUUUGGUCCAAAUAUUUCAUCAGAAUUGUAACGACUUAAUUGGUAAAAAUAUUUUUUUUCUUUUUCCUCCUGUUGUUUUGAUAGUAAUUAGAAAAAAACUUCAUACUAUGUUUUUUGUAACUCUGUUAUGUUUGCAUUAAAGUAUUUACAAACAAAAAACUUGACACGCUUACAUUUUAUACAUAUGUAUUUUAUGCUUGAACUGGUGUUAUCUAGCUAGACUUAUGUCUGUGGCCUUUUACCCGACUGCAAAAGAUGGGUUAUUAUAAAUGUCUAAUGAUGUGCUGUAAUUAAGAAUCUCAACAUAAUAUGAAUAAAGUAUUCUUAGACCAUAAGUUACCAUAAUGAAGCUAUUAAUAUUAUGAUAGCCAAAUGUUGUAUUUUUAGAACAAUUUUUAUAGUAUUUUAUUGCCAUUUUUUAUUUUGUAUCUUUUUUAAUAAAAUUUAUUUUCUUAACA
Messenger RNA from Amyelois transitella, 2941 nucleotides. Its product is annotated as XK-related protein 6. NCBI's taxonomy places the organism in Eukaryota, Metazoa, Arthropoda, Insecta, Lepidoptera, Pyralidae. The record is from RefSeq and is a predicted model, not a curated record. The transcript has 5 exons. Gene Ontology annotation, biological process: engulfment of apoptotic cell; phosphatidylserine exposure on apoptotic cell surface; apoptotic process involved in development. Gene Ontology annotation, cellular component: plasma membrane. Bases 117 to 1310 code for a protein of 397 amino acids.